GGAGUAGAGUAGCGUUAAGCGUAUCGUGAUUUUAUUUUAUGCUUUAAUAAUCUUAAUGAUGUUCUAACAAAUUCUCUUCGUUCGUUUUAUCAUAUAAUUAGCUACAAUGGCUAAAGAAGGCGAUAUGUCUCUUUACCAAGAUGUGUUGGAGCCUUUCAGGCGUGUGAUAAACACCGAUCCGCCAAAAGAGAAGUUGUCGGCGUCUACAAAAAUGAAUUUCACGGAUAGUAAUCAAUCUAUUAAAGAAGGCUUAUCUAACCUAUUGUCGAUGGGUAAAAGGAAGUCCAGAAUGAGCGUUGCUGAAGCUACACCUGACAAGCGUCAGCGUACCGACAGCUCUACGUCAAUUCCUCCGUCACCAUGGGAAGCUAAGAGGAUGAAGAUAGACUUGAUAGCAGCCAAGGCUCAGAUAACAAAGCUGGAAGCCAGGGUGAACCAUCAGCAUACAAUUCGGAAAGAGAUGCAGAUCCUAUUUGAAGAAGAGAAGGCGUCUUUGAUGGAACAACAUAAAAGAGACGAGCGGGCUUUGUCGGACAUGGAGGACCGUCUAAACACUAUCAGAAGACGGGAGCAGGAGUUAAAAGAUGAGUUGUGUGAAACAGUAAAAGAGCACAAGGAGAGCAAAGCAAAAUGGGAAUUAGAGAAAGGAGAGCUCCAGAGGUACGUAGCAGAGCUGAAAGACAAGCUGCUGGAGGCCAAUGUGAGCAAUAAGGACCAGGUUUCGGAAAUGAAGAAAGACAUGGAUGAAUUAUUGCAGGCCUUAGAAGGUGCCCAGGCUGAAGUAGAAAUGUUAAAGAAAGAGCUAGCCAAACAGACCAGCCGGGCAGAGCAGUGCACCAAUCUCCGGAGCCAGUUGGAGAAGCAGACAUUUGAGUUGCAACAGGCCAAUAGCAAGCUGAAAGAACUGCAGUAUGAGAAAGACUCUUAUAAAGAUUGGCAACAACAGGCUAAGACGGCGCAAAAACGGCUAAGCAACAUGGCUGAAUUAGAAAAAGAAGUCGCUCGGCUGCGCGCGGCGGAACGCUCCUUGCGGGAUAACAUUGGUAACAAAAUGCUGCUUGAAGAGCAGGUGCAUCAGCUGACCAGCAGAGUCGAGGCUCUGCAGCCUGCUCAGCAGGAGCUCCAUGAGGCUAAGGUGAAGCUAGCGUCAGUAGAAGCGUCCCUCGCGGAGUGGCGCACCGCGGGGCGCGCUCACGGCGCGGACACGGCGCGUGCGCUACGUUCUGCGCUGGACGCGGCGCUGUCCGGCCAGCUGUCCGCCGUGGCCGGACAGUCGCAGGCGCAGUCGCAGCUGGCGCAGGUCACUGAGGAUGUAGCAACUCUGAAGUACGAGAGAGACAAGGCGACGACGAAGCUGAACGAUCUCAUGACCGUCCGGAAGACGCAAGAAAGCCUCAUCCAUAGGCUGCAGAAACGGCUGCUACUCGUCACCAGGGAGCGUGACAGUUACAGACAACAGCUAGACUGCUACGAGAAGGAGCUGACGGUGACGCUGACGGGCGAGGCGGGCACGGGCAGCGCGGCGCUGCUGUCCGCGCGCGUGGAGCAGCUCGAGCGCGCGCUGCAGGGCUACCGCGACCUGCUCAACAUGCACGACCAGACCUCGCACGCCACAGUGGUGGAAGGUCUCCGAGCAGAAGUGAGCAAGUGGCGCGACGAGGCGGAGGCAGCGCGGCGCGACACCGGCAAGCUGCGCGCGCAGCGCGACAACCUGCAGGCGCAGCUCGAGAGGCUCAACGUGCCCUCCACUAAGGUGAUACACUUGGCUGAUAAUCCAGCCGCCAUAGCACAUAAACAAGUUCAGGGUGACUUAGAGGCAGCCAAUGAAGAGAUAAAGAAGUUAAAGGCAGCUCUGAGAGAAGGCGGGUCGCGCGGUAAUCCCGAGGAACUGGCACAGUUGAGGCAGCAGCUUGAGAACAGCCAAAUUAAACUGCAAAGAAUGAAAGAAGAGUUCAUGUCAUCGGCGCAAGAGUACAGGGACGUGUGUUACAUGUUACUGGGCUACAAGGUCGACAGAACCGGACAUAAGAAUUAUAGAAUAUCUAACAUGUACGCAGAAUCGGCAGAAGAAUAUCUAACUUUUACUCUAUGCGACGACGGAAUCGAGAUGGUGCACACAGACUAUUCCGCAACAUUAGAGGAUCUAGUAGAGUUACAUCUACACCAUCACAGGUCCAUACCCAUGUUCCUUAGCGCUCUGACUUUAGAACUGUUCACAAGAACUACUAUGCAGCAAGAUGUAGAGGAAUCUGACUGAUAAGAGGGAUAGACUAGUUAUAGAUACAGUGAGUGAUGUGAUAUGGUGUGGUAACUAGUAAGUAUUAAGAGAUUGUGAAUGUGAAAAGGAUUUUCAUGAUAAGUGAUGAACCGGGCUUCAAACAUUGCGGUUGUCUUAGCCCAAACUUUUCUAUCACACUUUUUAGCCUUUGGUAUGGUAUGGCCGAUUGGUAGUGUAAAUAUUUCAGAACAAAUGUUUUAUUUAAUGUGUUUUGCACGAAACGAAAAGGUUUGUUUGGUUUACAGUCAGAUAUGUGAAUUAUUCUGAAGGCUCAGUACUAGAGGUAAGACGUGGCUAAUAGAAAAAAAAAGUGAUAUAAUGUUGAACUCUCUCAACAUUGUCCAUUUCUAAAUAGCAUGGCUAGGAGUUAUAAUAUAGUCUAAAACAAAAACUUAUUGUUUGUUAUAUCAUUAAGAGCUGUUUUUCACAUUAGUAUAAUUAUUGUAAAUUGUGUACUAAAUCAAAAGCAAUUAUUAUUAUUACAAAGAAGUAUCUGUACUUCCAUUAUUCUUCCCCAUAUUCAACAUUUCAUUAUACAGACAUUCAUAUGUAAAGCUAUACUUAGCCCAGUUACAUCUAGGAGUGUAUCAUUCAUAGUAUUUAUAAAGAAUAUCAACCUAAUUCGCGGAUGGAUGGUAUUCUCUCAAGUAAUAUGUGAGUUGCUGAGUUACUAAUUGUAUAAAAUAUUGUGAUUUAUAAACGUACCACCGUCGACACAGUUAACUGAUAAUUCGUAACGUAAACUUUAUUGCAAUGAUAUAAGUUAAGUGUGUAAAGUGUGUUGCUCUUAGUACUUUAACUUGUUUAAAAACAGUCAGUAUAAAUUUUACUUAAAAAUCUUUUUUGUACAUUUUUAUUGAUUAGCAUUGGUAACUCGUUAAACUUCUAUGGUAUAAAAAUCGCAAUGUAAAUACUAGUAACUAGUAAAUAUUAUUAUAAUAAUUAUUUAAGUAGGAGGUGCAUAUCGGUACUCUGUACUUUAAUAAGAAAACACUGAAGUUGCUAUGUACUUUAAAUAGGGGAUAUUACUGCAAUGUUCUGCCACCAGUGCAGCACUAGCCUUUAUAGUAAACCAUAGAGUAACUUAUACAUACUUUACCUUUAACAGGUUUUUGACAAGUUUUCAGAGAUAAUAAAAUAUGACAUUGAUGCAUCAAGGCGGUUUGUUUACAGAGGACCUACCGGGAAACGCGAAUCCGAAAUUUAUCUGCCUCUUUAUCGCUCGAAUAUGCAAGAGUGACAGAGAUGUUAGAUAACGAAAUUUCGAUUUUCUUGUUUCGCGAUAGACCCUCAGAUUGUGGUAGUGGCGCCCCCUUCGCAGUUUCGCGUAAUAUUCCCUAUUAGUUUUAUAUUCUUUCGGUCUAAGUAUAUCAACUUCAGCCUAUGCCUAGUAGUAACAAGUUUUCAGUUAUUACAAUUAAUUACCAUUACCAAAAUAUUCAUGUCAACGUCAACUGAAUUGUAAUUUUGUUCGUUAAUCGUAGUAGAAGGCUAUGUUCCGAAUUACGCUCACAGCACGCUGGCGAUCGGACAGAUUCACGUUUGCGCUCAAGGUGCUUACGCCUGGGAGUGUGAGCACAGUGAGCGCCGUCCAUUGACGUCAUCAAUGACGUCACGAUAUCUUAAAUCAUGUAAACGCUAUGAGUGUGAAUCGGUCCGAUCGUGAGCGUGCUGUGAGCGCUGUGAGCUUAAUUCGGAACAUAGUCUUAAUAAUACUCUGGCACAGCCACCUGGUCAGUAGAACAAAGCGGCAAAUUUAAAAAAUGUAGACGCUAAGAGUUGACUUCUCAUAGAAAAUUCGAAUUUCGCGCCUUUUUCUACUGACAAGUUGGUUUGUUUUCAGUAUAAUUGAUUGCCAAGUUUCUAAAAUGUAUAAGUUGUCUGGAAAGUAAUAUUCAGUUGUAUAUUAUUUAAUUUUGACUGUUUAAGAGUCCCCGGCAAGCUCGGCCGAAUUUCACCUUCCCAUACAAACGGAGUUUCGUUCUCAUUUUAAAACUACGUGUUGGAUUGUAAUGAAACUUUGCACAUACAAUACCACGAGGUAUAUCUAGGCCUGCAAUUAGUUUAUAUAGCUCCAGUUUAUAAAACAAACGAAAUAGAGCAAUAACAAGUUUUGUAUGAAAAACUAAAAUUCGCUAUAUUUUUUAACUAUGGUAUCUGAAGCUAUACAAAACUAAUUACAGACAUAGAUUUACCUUAUCCUAUUGUAAGUACAAAGUUUCAAAGCAAACUAGCUACUCGUUUUAAAAUGAGAGCGUAACUACGUUUGUAUGGAGAACCGAGCUUGCCGGGGACCCUUAAUGUGUUUCAUAUAAGUGACAUUCCUAAUUGGUAAUCUCUAAUGUAUGCUAAAUAUGAAUUUAUCAACCAUCAGUGUACAGACACAGAUAAGUGUUGUAAUAAAUUUUCUAUAAAUACGA
Molecule: messenger RNA, 4698 nt
Organism: Cydia strobilella
Lineage: Eukaryota; Metazoa; Arthropoda; Insecta; Lepidoptera; Tortricidae
Gene: Mad1
Product: mitotic spindle assembly checkpoint protein MAD1
Exons: 14
Coding region: 107-2257 (716 amino acids)
Biological process (GO): attachment of mitotic spindle microtubules to kinetochore; mitotic spindle assembly checkpoint signaling
Cellular component (GO): kinetochore; nuclear envelope; mitotic spindle
Source: RefSeq, a predicted model, not a curated record